Planococcus citri (citrus mealybug) is the source of this 3388-nucleotide messenger RNA. RefSeq names its product survival motor neuron protein-like. The record is from RefSeq and is a predicted model, not a curated record. Gene Ontology annotation, cellular component: nucleus; cytoplasm. Bases 113 to 1018 code for a protein of 301 amino acids. NCBI's taxonomy places the organism in Eukaryota, Metazoa, Arthropoda, Insecta, Hemiptera, Pseudococcidae. Gene Ontology annotation, molecular function: RNA binding. Gene Ontology annotation, biological process: mRNA processing. The transcript is spliced from 8 exons.
AUUGAACCGGUACAAAUUUUGAUUAAAAAGUGCCCAUCAACCCAGCUUUUUUCGUGGAUGUCAUAUAAAUUUCGACGCAACUCUUCGGUUUUCAAUUUUUGUCGAAGAAACUAUGAAUUCUGGCGUAUAUUGCAGACCAAAGAGUUCAAACAACGUGCAUAACGCGAUAAUUAUAGACAAGUUCAAUAAAAUAUUCGGUAAUACAGAAUCUAAAGAAAGUAUGGAAAACAAAUACGACAAAACGGAUUCAUUAGAACCAACGUCUUGCAGUACGAACCUAUCAGAAGAAGAACAGUGGCAAUGCGGUACGAACGUUCGAGCACCAUAUUCUGAGGAUGGUGAACUUUAUGAAGCCAUUAUCGAGAAAAUUUUCGACGAGUACGCUAUCGUUAGAUAUUUAGGUUAUGAGAACGAAGAAGCAGUGAAGUUGAAGGAUUUACGACCGAGUUUAGGCGAAGAAUCGAUUACCGAACAAAUUGGAAAUUCUAAACUAUUUCUUGAUGAUGAGGAAGAAGAAGAAGAUGAAGAUGCCGUUGAUUUCGAACCGGAAGAUGACGAAUGGAAAGUUGGCAUGCAAUGUCGAGCUUUGUAUCAACCGAACGAAGUAGUUUACGAAGCUGUCAUUCAAGAAGUAAACUCAAAAGAACGAAAAGCUGUAGUUAUCAUGUCCGGUUACGGUAUCCCUUACGAAGUGAGCUUCGAUAAUAUGUACGAAACGAUCCCCGAACUACGUAUUAAACAAGAACGAACUGCUAGGACACAUUUAGCUUCGAAAAUGCCUUCAGCGGAUGAGAUCGUUUCAUCCAAUAUUCCAGAUCCGUUGACGAGUUCUGUUCCAAAUAUAGAAGCUAGAUCGAGCUUACCCGGUAUGUCCUGUAACGUGGCUAAUUGCCAAGGUAUGGUGCAGCCUGAAAACGAAAACGAUGCGUUAGCUUGUUUACUUUCGUCCAACUAUUUGAGCGGUUAUUACGCCGGUUAUUUCGAUUGUUUGAAGAAGUUACAGAAUUUGAAAAAAUAAGAGACUCCCAUUUGCGGUAUUUAUCCAAAACGUGUCGAACCGUGGACCGAAAACUACGCAGGACUUCUUGAAAAUCAACAUCUUUUAUCAACUUCUUCGUUCGAGUGUUCGUCGUAUUCGCUGCGCGUGAAAAGAAGCAAUCUGUUAAUAUGUUCGACUAUCGCACUUUAGCGACAUUACACCUACUUUUAUUACGUUCCAGUUCAUAGAACACCUCUCGCAUCGUGUUCAUCGUUAAAUUUUUGCAUAAAUGUUUGACAUCGCAACAUGAAAAAUACUCCACCAUCUACCAAACCGUAAGUACACCGUUAUCUCCAUUAGCGGAUUACGUUUGGAAGAAUUAUUUAAUGCGUACCUGAGCCGAAGUAUCGUAAUUAAUAUCGCAUUCGAUCGCGGGAUCGUGACUGAUUAUCUUAGGCAGAUAAUAACGUAUAAGCGAUUUUCUAGUUUGUAAAUCAGGUACUGGAAUCAAAACGUGUUUUUCAAAUCGACGGAGCAUUGCUUCAUCCAAAUCCCUACGACAAAUUAAGAGUUGUACGUAUAUUGGAUGACUUAGUAUCUGAAAAGGUACGAUUGACUUACCAGGGCGUGUUCGUCGUGGCUAAAAAAAAUACAUUUCGUUUGCAUCUGCUCAGCGAGUCCAAACCAGUAAAUAAUUCGGAUUUCAUUCGUCUCGAUGCUUCGUGCUCGUGACUGUUGCGACGCAUCGUUAAUGCGUCUAUCUCAUCGAUGAAGAUGAUACUGGGAGCAAAAUUUUGAGCCGUUUCGAACAGUACCUGAUAUAUUUAAGAUCAUGUAGGUGAACAUCGAUUUUUUUUUUUCAAAAUUGUAAAUAUCAACCUUGAUUAUCUUUUCCGUAUCGCCUCGCCAUUUAUUUACUAUCGAGCUUGCAGAUAUGUUGUAAAAUGAGGCUGAACUUUCAGUGGCUACAGCUCGAGCUAAUGAUGUUUUACCUUUGAAUUGGCAUAAUGAUGUUAAAAUGACUCGAAUUACGUACAUGUCGAGUUUAGGGGGUUUUUAUGUGUUAGUACCUGUUCCUGGAGGUCCAUAGAGCAAGACUCCUUUCCAAGGUUCUAUAAUACCGGUAAAUAAAUGCGGGUAUUUAAUGGGGUAGAUUAUGGCUUCCUUCAGUACCUCUUUAACAUCAUCCAGUCCAAUAAUUUCAUCCCAGCGGGUAGCUGCGGGCUCGAUACAGAUGUCCUUGAAUUUUUUUUAAAAAAUCGAGAUUUUUUGCGUCCAUGUUUAGGGAUGUUGAAAUUUUUUACUUACUUUAACGAUAUCGCUGAAUUCGCAUGUUUCAUCAAGUACCCUAAAAUCAUCGCCUUCUCGCUGGAAAUACGCCACUUUUUCCAAAGAAUUCAUCGUAGAUGGUGGAGGAAAAGUGUUGCAUAUCAUGAAAUCUAAUUCUGCUCCGUGGCGUUGUUUUAAUUGAUGUGUUUUUCUUAGCUGUUUUUUAACUGGUGACUGAUUCGCAGGCGAUGAAUUCACCUCUUUGGGCUCUGUUCUUUUACACAGCUGUGGAUAUGUUUGAAAUCUGUGAUAGUAAAAGGUCUCGAAUUCGAUCACAAUAGUUUCCAAAUUGAUAUUGUCGCAGACAAUGUAAUCUUUAGCUAGUCUGGCUUCGGAUCGUAAACAUUGGGCAGUUUCUUUAUACCUGAAAUACAAUAAUUAUUUUCUUUACUGAGCAAGUUGGCGGAAAAAAAAACUGCAGAACGUGUUCCGAGCUGAUGAAAUAUGAAGAAAAUCAGAUCCUUAACCCAUUAUCUAUUAAGAAAGUUUCCAUCAAGUGUAGAAUGUGUUUUUUGCGAAGUGCUCUUUUUCGAUCCUGAAAUCGCACAAGAUAUCAGUUUAUAAUGUGUAGGAAAAAACUACGUUUUGAAUUAUUUGAGAGUUUUUACCUUCAUUUUAGCGAAAUAUUCCUCUGUGCGUUGAUUACCUAGCUGAGGAUUACAAUGUGAUUCAUUGAGAAUUGCGUUUCAUUCAAGUUUUCAUGGCGAGAAUUGGUGUCGUUGUUGUUAUGGUAAUUUUUCCAAAUAGCUAAAGGUGAAUGUAAAGUUUAUGUAGUUGCGAUGGCAAUAUUCUUAAUGUUUGGAAACUUCUUCACGAUUCGCUCCCUAUUGAUAUUGAGUGAACAAUAAAAUCCUAAACAUUGAACGUGUUCGGUCAUAAUUUAUAGAUGAGAUAAAAAAAAUUAAUGGUGAUUGUGAAUGAUCAAAGUACCUUUCUCAUUUUUUCUGAAAAGUGAGUUAUUGAUUUAGGUCUUGUAUUUGACGUAUAUUUUUAAAAAAUGAAAAAAGUGUGCAAUUUAUUUGGAACUAGCAGAAAUUACUCGUCCUUCGGACGGGUAGAGUAGAGAGUUGAUUAGCAUUU